Messenger RNA from Elephantulus edwardii (Cape elephant shrew), 2592 nucleotides. RefSeq names its product terminal uridylyl transferase 1, U6 snRNA-specific (gene TUT1). Gene Ontology annotation, cellular component: mitochondrion. Bases 1 to 2592 code for a protein of 863 amino acids. The record is from RefSeq and is a predicted model, not a curated record. The transcript has 9 exons. Gene Ontology annotation, molecular function: RNA binding; zinc ion binding; poly(A) RNA polymerase activity. NCBI's taxonomy places the organism in Eukaryota, Metazoa, Chordata, Mammalia, Macroscelidea, Macroscelididae.
AUGGCGGCGGUGGAUUCGGAUGUGGAAUCGCUGCCGCGAGGGGGUUUCCGCUGCCUCCUGUGCCGCAUUACUACAGCGAACCGGCCCAGCCUGGAAGCCCACUUGGGAGGCAGGAAGCACCGGCACCUGGUAGAGCUACGUGCUGCCCGAAAGGCUCAAGGACUUCGAAGUGUGUUUGUCAGUGGCUUUCCCCGGGAUGUGGACUCAAUACAGCUCUCCGAGUACUUCCAGGCAUUUGGGUCUGUUGCCAGUGUUGUCAUGGAUAAGGACAAGGGAGUGUUUGCUAUUGUGGAGAUGGGGGACAUUGGUGCUCGAGAGGCCGUCUUGUCGCAGCCCCAGCACAGCCUGGGAGGACGUCGCCUGCGGGUCCGCCCACGAGAGCAGAAGGAGUUCCAGAGUCCAGCUUCCAAGUCCCCCAAGGGGGCGGCCCCCGACAGUCACCAGCUGACCAGAGCCCUCGCUGAGGUGCCAGAUGUGGGGGCGCAGAUGAUGAAGCUCGUGGAGCUGAGGGAGCUGUCUGAGGCUGAGCGGCAGCUUCGGAGCCUCGUGGUGUCCCUGAUGCAGGAGGUCUUCACAGAGUUCUUCCCUGGCUGUGUGGUCCAGCCUUUUGGCUCGUCCAUUAACAGCUUUGACGUCCAUGGCUGUGAUCUUGACCUCUUCCUGGAUCUGGGUGACUUAGAAGAGCCUCAGCCCGCUCUCAAGUCUCCGGAGUCUCCGUCCUUGGACUCAGCGCUUGCUUCUCCCCUGGAUUCGCAGGCCCUGGCCUGCUUCCCUGCCUCACCUCCAGGCUCGCAGCCUCCAGCUUCUCCCCGAGACUCGGAAGCCCUGGACUUUGAAACGCCUUCUUGCCUGGAGCCCCAGACUCCAGACUCAGCCUUGGCAUCUGAGACCCUGGCCUCUCCCCAGUCCUUGCCUCCAGCCUCUCCCCUUCAGGAGGACAGAGGAGAGGGGGACCUAGGGAAGCCUCUGGAACUAGCAGAGGCCUUGAAGUCAGAGAAAGCAGAGGGGGGAGCAAUGCUGGAGCUGGUGGGAUCUAUUCUUCGGGGCUGUGUUCCUGGAGUGUACGGAGUCCAAACUGUGCCCUCUGCCCGGCGCCCGGUGGUCAAGUUCUGCCAUCGGCCUUCAGGUCUCCAUGGUGACGUCUCCCUCAGUAACCGGCUGGCCCUGCACAACUCCCGCUUCCUGAGUCUUUGCUCCGAGCUGGAUGGGCGAGUCCGACCCCUGGUGUACACCGUCCGCUGCUGGGCUCAGGGCCGAGGGCUGUCAGGAAGCGGCCCUCUUCUCAGUAAUUACGCCUUGACCUUGCUCGUUGUCUACUUCCUUCAGACCAGGGACCCCCCGGUGUUACCCGCUGUGACCCAGCUCACUCAGAAAGCAGGUACACAGGUGGAGGUGGACGGCUGGGACUGUAGUUUCCCCCGGGAUGCCUCAAGGCUGGAGCCCAGCACCAACGUGGAGCCCCUCAGUUCCCUCCUGGCCCAUUUCUUCUCCUGUGUGUCUUGCUGGGAUCUCCGAGGCUCACUGCUGUCUCUGCGGGAGGGCCAGGCACUGCCUGUGGCCGGAGGUCUGCCCGCUAAUCUCUGGGGGGGCCUGCGCCUCGGCCCUCUGAAUCUCCAAGACCCCUUUGACCUGAGUCACAAUGUGGCAGCCAAUGUGACCAGCCGGGUAGCUGGGCGGCUACAGAACUGCUGCCGAGCUGCGGCCAAUUACUGCCGAAGCCUCCAGUACCAGCAGCGCUCCUCCCGCGGUCGGGACUGGGGGCUUCUCCCUCUGCUGCAGCCCAGCUCCCCCAGCACCCUGCUGUCUGCUACACCCAUCCCCUUGCCUUCUGCUCCCUUCCCCCAGCUCACUGUGGCCCUGGCCCAGUUGCUAAGGGAAGCGCUGGGGUGCCAGAUAGAGCAGGGAACCAAGAGAUCACGGUCAGAGGCAGGUGGAGCUGGGGAGUCUUCCCAGGGAGGGACAAGCAAAAGACUGAAACGAGAUGGACAGAAAGAGAGGUGUGAGGAGGGGACAGAGGAGCAGCAGGGAUGUGCAGGGGCCUACAGCGAGGAUGGGGUGGAAGAGAUGGUGGUGGAGGUUGGCGAGGCAGGGCAGGACUGGGCCAUGCGGAGCCCUGAGCAGCCGGGGGAGCUGGCCCUGGUGACUGGAGAAGAGAGCUGGUCAGGCCCUGUCACCCUGGCAGAGCAGGGGCCCAAGGGACCUGACGCAGCCCAAGGAAGGUCACAGAGCGAGAGAGCCAAGGGGACAAUGCUCUCUGCCUCGGUGAGCUGGCGCUGUGCCCUGUGGCACCGCGUGUGGCAGGGGCGGCGGCGUGCCCGGAGACGCCUACAGCAGCAAACUAAGGGGUCUGGAGCCAGCUCCCGAGCAGAGUGGCUGCUCACUGAGGCUCUGGUGACCCAGGAGCUGAGAGGACUGAGCGGUGGGGACCAGAGGCCGGAGGCUGGGCCCCUUCUGACCUUUGUGGCCUCCGCCUCCCUGGCGGACCAGACUCUCACUGUGACCCCACUGCAGGAUUCCCAAGGCCUGUUCCCUGAACUCCACCAUUUCUUACAGGUUUUUCUCCCUCAAGCACUGAGACAUCUGCUCAAGUAA